AAUUCCUAUCCUGUCGAUCACCAUGACUGUUCAGACCAAACAUCAGCAUGACUUGUUCCUCAUCCCUGCACAGUGCUCUAGCAACUUCCAAUCCAUCAUCAUCCCCUCCGGAUGUGCCAAUUCGCUUCACUGUAAUUUGAACCUCCUCCUCCUCUCUUCUUCUCCUGAGCGAACCUUUCUUCCAUUGCAAUGGUGUCUAGAUGAUCUUGGACCGAACUAUUCCAUAGCCACGCACUGCUGUAGCCUCCGAGACUAACCAAACUCCCGACUGUCUAUCUGCCACUCAGCCCCCCCACGCCAUCCACCUACCCACCUCGCCAUCUUCCAUCAAAAUCUUGAACUCCUCUCCAAAACCAAACAUUUUCCUCUGCUGGGUCUACUUCUCUACAUUACACACCUUCUCCCCUCUCUCUACCAAUACGCCUUCCAAUGUCGCCGGCCGGAAUACUCGCCGGGAUAUGUCUCCUCGGGGCCCUGUACUGCGGGCUCGACCCGCUCGGGCGGAGCGCGGUGGCGAACUUCCCGGACUUCGAGGCGUACAGGGUCGACAUGCCCCCUUGGUCGGAUGUGCCCACCGAGAAGGACGCCGAGAACCUGUUGCAGAGGUCGGAGAUUAAGUUUCUGAACCAGAUACAAGGACCCGAGAGCGUCGCCUUCGACCCCGCGGGUCGCGGGCCCUACACCGGCGUCGCCGACGGCCGUGUUCUGUUCUGGGACGGCGAGUCUUGGAAGGACUUCGCCUACACUUCGGGGAACAGGUCAAGCCUGUGUGAUCCAAAGCCAUCACCUUUGAGUUACUUGAAAAAUGAGCACAUUUGUGGAAGGCCCUUGGGUCUUAGAUUCGACAAGAGUACCGGCGAUUUAUACAUCGCAGAUGCAUAUUUUGGGUUGAUGAAAGUAGGUCCUGAAGGUGGAUUGGCAACCUCACUUGCAACUGAAGCCGAAGGAGUUCCUCUAGGGUUCACCAACGAUCUUGACAUUGAUGAAGAAGGAAAUGUCUACUUCACAGAUAGCAGUACCAAGUACCAAAGGAGGAACUUCUUGCAGUUGGUCUUUUCAGCAGAAGAUAGUGGAAGGCUUCUAAAGUACGAUCCGACCAUGAAGGAGACCACGGUCCUUAUGAGAAACCUCCAGUUUCCAAAUGGCGUGUCAUUAAGCAAGGAUGGAUCCUUCUUGGUGUUUUCUGAAUGCGCAAUUGGCAGAUUAAGGAAGUUCUGGUUGAAAGGCGAGAAGGCAGGGACUUCUGAAGUAUUUGCCGUUCUACCUGGGUUUCCCGAUAAUGUCAGAACUAACAAGGAUGGCGACUUUUGGGUGGCGAUCCACUGUCGUCGAAGCAUGUACUCUUAUUACUCUAGUCUCUACCCAAAACUCAGAAAACUUUGGCUCAAGCUCCCCAUCUCAGCGAAGACACAGUUCCUACUCCAAAUCGGUGGCCGACCCCAUGCCGUGGUUGUGAAGUACAGCCCGGAGGGUAAGCUUGUGCAAAUACUGGAGGACAACGAAGGGAAGGUCGUCAGAUCGGUCAGUGAAGUGGAAGAGAAGGAUGGGAAGCUGUGGAUAGGCAGUGUUCUCAUGCCUUUUGUUGCUGUUUACAGUUUAGCUUGAGGCAAAAACCGUUUGCUCUUUUUCUUAUGACCGACAUAAACCAUUAUAUGCUCACUCCUAGUUUAGGGGUUAAGCAUUUCAUAUCAAAGGCAUAACAGCUCAUACGUGUUGCUUUCUUUUCUGUUCUGUUCCUCUACUCAGCAAAACUUACAAGCAAUUGAGUUUGUUUGACACAGAAGGGCGUUUAUACAUGGGUCAUAAUGGAGGACAUUUUCAUACA
Syzygium oleosum is the source of this 1825-nucleotide messenger RNA. Its product is annotated as protein STRICTOSIDINE SYNTHASE-LIKE 3-like. Gene Ontology annotation, molecular function: strictosidine synthase activity. The transcript is spliced from 4 exons. Gene Ontology annotation, biological process: biosynthetic process. The coding region runs from base 430 to 1605 and encodes 391 amino acids. NCBI's taxonomy places the organism in Eukaryota, Viridiplantae, Streptophyta, Magnoliopsida, Myrtales, Myrtaceae. The record is from RefSeq and is a predicted model, not a curated record.